Molecule: messenger RNA, 2910 nt
Organism: Neolamprologus brichardi
Lineage: Eukaryota; Metazoa; Chordata; Actinopteri; Cichliformes; Cichlidae
Source: RefSeq, a predicted model, not a curated record
AUGGCAUCUAAACCUCCUGCUCCUCUAAUGAAGAAGCACAGUCAGACGGACUUGAUAAGCCGUCUGAAGAGCCGGAAGAUCCUUGGAGUCGGUGGCGAGGACGACGAUGGCGAAGUGCACCGCUCAAAGAUCAGUCAGAUGCUCGGAAAUGAGAUGAAGUUUGCAGUGCGAGAGCCUUUCGGGCUGAGGGUGUGGAUACUCAUCUCUGCAGUGGGUUUCACAGCUAUGGCUCUGAUGGCUCUGGUGUUUCCCAACCAACUAUAUGAGGUCGUUUUUGAGGAGGAGCUCUCCACUACUAACAUCUCUGUUCGCCUUUACGGAGGAGCAUUGCUCAGCCUGUCCCUCAUCAUGUGGAACGGACUCUACACAGCAGAAAAGGUCAUCAUCCAGUGGACUCUACUCAGUGAGGCUUGCUACUUUGCUGUACAGUUUUUAGUGACGUCCAUCACUUUAGUGGAGAUCGGCAUCCUUCCCAACGCCGCCAUGCUGCUUCUCCUCAGUCGAGUACUCUUCUUGCUGGUCACCAUGGCUUACUACUACCACCUGGGCCGUAAGCCAAAGAAGAUCUGAGCUGACUGUGUGAUAACUUCCAGGGUGGGGACAGUUAAGCACAGAUCACAAAUGCGGGGCCAGAAGGUUUGGAUUAUGAUUUGAUUGGGGCUCGGAGCAUUACUUUGCCAGUCAAUGCCCCCUGCCCCCUUCUACAGGACCUAGCCUAAUGUAACCCUGAAUAUUUAAAAGAUGGGCACAGUCUCAUAUUCCAGACUCUGCAACAAGAACAAGAAACCUCAUAGUGAAAGUGAACUACUUUCACUGGGGCUGUGAGGUCCAACCCUGUAUUCCUCCUAUGUGCAGUUAUUAUUAAUACUGAGUUAUUUGAUUUGAUUUGUAAUAUUAAUUAAAAUUACAGAGUAGUUUUAAACACCUGAAUCUAUUGUUCAUGUACAGCUCAUGAUUUCCCGACUCAGUAUUUUGUGUCUGAUAAGAAGUUGCAUCGACGCCGUUUCUGAGUCACACUCGAGGACCAAAAGUUUGUGCUGUCAUUUGUUUGUUGUUUUGAUGCUGUUGACGUUAAAUCACACGAUGUACUCUAAUAACUGAGCUUGUGCAUGCUUUCUGACGGCUUUCCAGUGAACACUCAAAAUACACAAUCCAAGGUUUAAGAUUCGGAAAAAGCCAAAUGAGUGACGAUGAAAACUGUUCUAAACUGAUAGCUUUCACACUGAAAAAAACUGUUAAAGUUCAGUGUUUACUCUGUCAUGGCCAUUAAUAAUAUUCAGAUCUAAAUACUUUUCAGGGACUUAUUAUUAUUCCUUGAGUGGACUAUUUUGGACUAUAUUUUCACUACUGACAUUAAUACAUGCAAUGUUGAUGAACACGUGAAGUUACUCAUACAAGAGGAGCAGAGUAGUUCUCUCUUUGCUGUGUGUGCACUACAACUCUUUAUCCCAAGUAACAUUCAGACUACCUUAAAGCUAGUGUUACAAGACAACCACGUCAGUGUGCAGGUAAACAAAUCUGAGCUGGCUGUACUUUGGUGAUGUAGCACAGUUUUGUUUUUUUUAUAUACACCAUAUCGUUAGUCUUGCCUUAAAACUACUAAAAGAACAGUCAUCUACACUGCAUCCUGCUUCCUGUACAUUGUAAAUAAAAUUAUUUACUAUUCUGUGCUGUUCUUGUGAACCAAACAGGGAACUUUUUUCAGUAUUGGGUAAAAUGAUUUUGAAUUCUAAUCCUAUCCUAAUUAUCGCGUCUUAUUUUGUACCUAUUUAAGUGACAUUUGUGUUUCGACAUCAUGCAUGCGAUGUAAUCCACUGAAAGAUCUGUAAUCCAUAAAACUUUGUAGCAAGUUGCCACAAACAGAAGACAGCAAAGCAGUAAAUGGCUGAAUGAACCAAAAUGGCAAAAAAAAAAAACCUAAACAUGAAAAGCUGAUUGAUAAGACAGUUAUACUGUAUGUGCUUUAAAACAAAUAUAUCAUAUAUAUUUGACAGUUUUCACCCAUUGCUGAGUACAUUUCUACCUCCAAAUCCUCAGCAUGCCCUCAGGUACAUCAUAACUCAGCUUGGUUUUCGAGCAGUGCCAGCAAUCCAGUUUGUUGACUCAGCAGCACCUAAAACCUGAUAGAGAGAGACACUCCCAAACACAGGCGACUCAUUUGUAAGUUCGAAUUUAAAAAAAAAAAAGAAAAGGGAACAUACUGUAGGUCUUCAAAGGUGGUCCGUAUUGUUACAAAAGACCACACUGAGUCCUGCCCUAGAAGGGAGUGACCAGUGAUUGUGGGUUUGCAGUCCGGUGCUGAAGGCAGAUGUGCUCGUUACUUGGGGCGAACUUUCAGUUCAGAUAGGGAACGCGAAACAUGGGUGAGGUCUCCUGUACCCCUGAAAAGUAGUAAUUAUCCUUUUUGCCAGGGUUUAAUUAGAUGUAGCGCUCCCGCGUGACGUUCUGUUCCUCAACCUGAACUGCUCUGUCCUGGCUAGCACGAUAAUUAUGGCGUGUAAGAGAAAUGCCAUUCCAUUUCCCUCAAUACUGCGAGGCCUCAAAUCAUCAGCCUUACGAAAAUGUUCAAAGCUCUACAAAACAGGUUAUUUUUGAAGUGAUGGGCAGGCAGGAGGAGGAUGGCAAAGACAUGGCUCUUUCAUCUUCUGGUUCUCUGACAUAAAUUAGCCAAAACAUUCAGAAGCAGCCAGUGUUCUUUGAGUUUGAAGACAUGGCAAGUUGAGCUAUUUAUUCCCUCCUUCAUCCAUCAUGCAUAAAACUGUUGUGAAUAGCAUUCCUUACUCUGUUUCAAGUUGUAGCAUUGUUUUAUAUGUAUUUAUGUGGUAUAUUGUACCUCAAAAAUGCAUUGCUAUUGAUUUUGCAUUACAAAGUUUGAAAUAAAGAACACCGUUGUUUAUUUUGAAGACUUGA